This is a messenger RNA of Gilbertella persicaria, 2181 nucleotides long. RefSeq lists its product as uncharacterized. NCBI's taxonomy places the organism in Eukaryota, Fungi, Mucoromycota, Mucoromycetes, Mucorales, Choanephoraceae. The record is from RefSeq and is a predicted model, not a curated record. The transcript has 3 exons. Gene Ontology annotation, biological process: intracellular signal transduction. The coding region runs from base 21 to 2141 and encodes 706 amino acids.
UUUUUUUCCCCUCAUUUAACAUGCCUAAUUCAGCUUCCAUGUCAACCUAUACUACAAUGAUGCGAGUCAAUUCAACAGGACGACCUUAUGCAAAAGACCUUUAUGAUCUAUUUGCUGCCUUACUUAUUCAACUGCCAUUAUCGGAUCAUCGCUCCUUAUUUCGAACGUAUCCUUCUACUUUCACGACAGACGAAGCAGUUGAAUGUUUAGGAAAUUUGGAAUUCACCAAUCUUGUUUCAACACCUAAUCCCUUAGAUGCCACUAAACCAUUACUCACACGUACCACCACUACUUUUAGUAUGUCUCGAGCCAUGGCCAAAACAUUAGGCCAGCACUUUAUCAAUGCGCGCCUCGUAGAGAAUGCAACCGAUCCGCAAAAUCGUACUAUGAAAGACCGCGGCAUUUGGGUUCCGACACCCAAAGGCAAAUUUGUGAUUCAGGACUUUAGUCAUCGUGCCCGUGUUUCUAUCAAACAUAUGCAGCCCCAUUUAUCCCGCAUUCAUAGUUUUCAUAUUGUUCAGUUUGAACGAUUGUUAGAUGAUGAUCAAAUCUCAUUUUCUAGGCCAAAUAUCAUGGACGCCUUCAAGACCAUGAUGGAAUGGCUGCCUACAGAUACUCUGAUGAUUGAUGAUAUUGGCGGAGUAAACAACAACAAUCUGAUCGAAUACAAAGAUACGUUUUUUGGAUAUCAAUGCUUUGAAUGGAUUAGUGAAUACACAAGCGUUGUUUCAAAAGAAGAAGCUGAGAUGAUCGCGGCUGAAUUUGUACAAUAUGGAUGGAUGCUUCAAGUACUAGAUAAAUCAGAUAGAGAAUUAAGCAAGAAAGACAUGAGUGUGCUUUUUAAGGCAGGACGAAAGACACAGUAUUAUCUUACAGACAAAGGUCGCCAGAUGAUUGAAUCCACAACCAACCUUCAAAGCUUUCUAAAGGGAGAAAGCAGUGAAGGAGGUAUGGGCGCUCCUACUUUUCGAUCAAGAACACAAAGCUCUGCCACCACAAGUAGCAGUAGCAGUAGUAUAAGAACCAAUCAUAGUAAUAGUAGUCAUAUUCACACUCAAAAACCACUUCCUUCCACUCCUUUUAAAACCAAAAAAGAAGAAUAUGCAAGCCGUUUGUUGCCUACAACAGCCGUGACUCCUUUAGCUGAAUACGAUGGUAUUGUACCAAAGGCUCUUGUGACAAAACAGAAUCCAGUACCUACUGAAGAAACACAUGUUCAAGAUGUUCAACUGACUGACCAUACAUUUGGCUUCUCUUCUGAUUCAAAUGAUAUUCAUGCAGAUACAUAUGAAGUCGAAAAGGAACUUGAUAAUCUAAAGAUCCAUGCUCCUGAAUCACUAGAAUCCAAUCCUUCUUCUAUUGCAGAUCAUUGUCAUCCACAUACUGUCUCACAGAACUCUCGUCUUCAAAGUGUACUAGAAGACCCAUUGAUUCGCAUGUAUUUUAGAGACUUUUUAAAGUCUUGCUUUUGUGAAGAAAAUAUCAAUUUCUGGGUUGAUUAUACUGCUUUAAUCAAAAAACUAGGCUAUGUUGUAGAAGAAGACCAGCCUAUGACAGCACAACACUUGCAAAUACCUGAUAGUUUGUGCAAUACCUUAUUGAUUCAUUGCUAUGUCAUUUACAAUACUUAUUUUUGCCCAGAUCAUGCACCGAACGAACUCAAUAUUGAUCACGGUCUUCGCUAUGAUAUUAUACAGUACAUGCAAUCGACAUUCACAAAUACUUUUACAGAUGAUAGUGAUGACGAUGCACUUAAAAAAUCAAUGGCUGCUGAUGCUUCAAAUGUACCUUUUGGCUCUAUCUCUGUCUCGUCUCAUGGUCUCUUGUCUUCUACACAAAAUGCACCUUUUGUCAGAAGAAAGAAGAAGAAUGACAGCCCCAUGAAUAACAGCAAUGGCUCCUUGUUUUUGACUAUUAAAGAAGGCAUUCGGGAUAGUCCUCAAGUGUGUCUAUUUAAAUUGAUGCAGCUGUAUGAUCAAGUCAAUAAUCACGUUUGUCGUACAAUGGCUCAAGACAGUGUUCCUCGAUUUAUAAAGACACAGCGUUAUCAAGAUCUAAUGAAAUCUUAUUAUCAAUCUUCUGUAGAUAAAAUCAAGGAAAGUGAUGAAGAAAACGAAGAUAGUGAUGAUUUAUCCUUAUGAAAUAUGCGUGUGUAAAUAAACUUUGUAAUCUUUUUGUGAC